Molecule: messenger RNA, 1154 nt
Organism: Marasmius oreades (fairy-ring Marasmius)
Lineage: Eukaryota; Fungi; Basidiomycota; Agaricomycetes; Agaricales; Marasmiaceae
Exons: 4
Coding region: 39-1064 (341 amino acids)
Source: RefSeq, a predicted model, not a curated record
CACAGAGCUUAGCGCGUUCUUGUUUCACUACCACCACCAUGAGCGAAGUUCAAGUUCACUACGACGAAUCCAGAAGCCAUAUUCUCUCCGAAAAAGCAUUGAAAGAAGAAUGGGACACGUUUAUCUUCUACACGCAGCUCAUCCUGCCCGGUAACCUCUUUGUUGGUCUCAACACUGCGGGAUAUGGUCUGAAGCGCUCAGACGUUGCAAGAUGGCUCAGUAUCUUGGCCACUAGUACUCCUUCGAGUCCACCAGACAUUUUCUCUUGCGACAUUCAACCUGCGGGGAUCUUACAAUACUUGCCUACCAAUAUAGCAGAAACAUCCGUCAAUUGGACUACGCCAGCAAACUGGACACCGGGAAACUAUGCAUUCAAAUACCUUCGUUUGUGUGAUGAUUACCUUUACAACUACCCUGCCAGGGAAGUCGUUCAUUGGUUUGUCGGCGACAAGACGCUGACCCCGAAGGGCAUCGCACCUUCCUUCGCGAUCAAACACAAAGAUUCUAGUCUCGAAACAAGUCUGAUUUACAUCCUUCCCCAUGCCGGCUGGUUCGUCGACCGUGACCCUGAUAGCGAUGGUUCCUCGGAGGAGGAGGAGGAGACCAAUCGGCCAAAAAGGAUCAAACAACGGUCUCCUUAUUCUGGAUGGAGAAGCGAUCCAGCGAACGCGAUCAUAUUACCGUCCGCAUUGAUAGAUGACUUCCAUUUGAACAAUUUUGGAUAUGAUAUCGAGGUCAAUCGCUUCAUCGCUUUUCGAGGUAUAUCGCCUUCGUCGGAAGCUCUUCUCCCAGACUGUGAACUAAAGGCGACGACGACACCCGGAAAUAUAGACUGGGCGUACAUUGGACAGCACUUCAGGGUAUGCUUAAGGGUGCAUUGCCACUAUGGCGAUAUUUGUGCUGAACUCGGUUGGAGUAAAAUUGCGGCGAGAGCCCAGAAGUGGGAUAGAGAUGGGAUCCCAGAUUCGGAUCACGAUGUUAUGGACGUCGCUAUCCGUCAGUGGAACCUCCAGACUGCUGCCUACCUUAGUCUCCAUUACUCUGAGGACUCCGACUCGGAGUAGCUAGUGUUUCUUCCUGCAACAGGGUACCGCAAGAAUGUGUAGCUUAGAGACUGUAGAGUAUUUUGUUGCUCGAAAAAAGCCAUGUGGCCA